Molecule: messenger RNA, 2454 nt
Organism: Puma concolor (puma)
Lineage: Eukaryota; Metazoa; Chordata; Mammalia; Carnivora; Felidae
Source: RefSeq, a predicted model, not a curated record
AUGGCAGCCACCGUCAGGAGGCAGAGGCCGAGGAGGCUAGCCUGUUGGGUCUUGAUGGCUGUGCUCUUGGCAGAUCUGUUGGCACUGAGUGACACGCUGGCAGUGAUGUCUGUGGACCUGGGCAGCGAGUCCAUGAAGGUGGCCAUCGUCAAACCCGGAGUGCCCAUGGAAAUUGUCUUGAACAAGGAAUCCCGGAGGAAAACCCCAGUGACUGUGACCCUGAAAGAAAAUGAAAGAUUCUUUGGAGACAGUGCAGCAAGCAUGGCCAUCAAGAAUCCAAAGGCGACACUGCGUUACUUCCAGCACCUCUUGGGGAAGCAGGAGGGAAACCCCCAUGUGGCCCUUUACAGAGCCCGUUUUCCAGAGCAUGAGCUAGGCUUCGACCCACAGAGGCAGACUGUGCACUUCCAAAUCAGUCCGCAGCUACAGUUCUCACCUGAGGAGGUACUCGGCAUGGUUCUCAAUUACUCACGUUCCCUGGCUGAAGAUUUUGCAGAGCAGCCCAUCAAGGAUGCAGUGAUCACCGUGCCAGCCUUCUUCAAUCAGGCCGAGCGCCGAGCUGUGCUGCAGGCGGCUCGCAUGGCUGGCCUCAAAGUGCUACAGCUCAUCAAUGACAACACCGCCACCGCCCUCAGCUACGGCGUCUUCCGCCGGAAAGAUAUCAACACCACUGCCCAGAACGUCAUGUUCUAUGACAUGGGCUCUGGCAGCACCGUGUGCACCAUUGUCACCUACCAGACGGUGAAGACUAAGGAGGCGGGGAUGCAGCCACAGCUGCAGAUCCGGGGAGUGGGAUUUGACCGCACCCUGGGGGGCUUGGAGAUGGAACUCCGGCUGCGUGAGCACCUGGCAAGGCUUUUCAACAAACAGCGGAAGGGCCAGGGAGCUAAGGAUGUGCGGGAGAACCCCCGUGCCAUGGCCAAGCUGCUACGGGAGGCGAAUCGACUCAAAACCGUCCUGAGUGCCAACGCUGAUCACAUGGCACAGAUCGAGGGCCUGAUGGAUGAUGUGGACUUCAAGGCGAAAGUGACCCGUGCGGAGUUUGAGGAGUUGUGUGCAGAUUUAUUUGAGCGGGUGCCCGGGCCUGUGCAGCAGGCCCUCCAGAGUGCCGAAAUGAAUUUGGUGAGGGGUCUCUGGGUUUUCUUCCUCCUAGAACUUGGCAACACCAUCUCCAGCCUGUUUGGAGGUGGUACCACACCAGACACUAAAGAGAAUGGUACAGACACUGUCCAGGAGGAAGAGGAGAGCCCUGCUGAGGGGAGCAAGGAUGAGCCUGGAGAGCAAGCGGAGCUCAAGGAGGAGGCGGAGGCCCCAGCGGAGGACACCUCGCCGCCCCCACCCACUGAGCCGAAGGAGGCUGCGGUUCCUGAGGAAGAAAAGGCCACAGAAAAAGAAAACGAGGAAAAGCCUGAGGCCCAGAAGCCAAGUGAGAAAAAGGAGGCAGGGUCUGAGGCUGCCCCUCCAGCCCCAGAGGAAGAAAAGAAGCAGAAGCCUGCCCGGAAGCAAAGAAUGGUAGAGGAGAUUGGGGUGGAGCUGGUGGUUCUGGACCUGCCUGACUUGCCCGAGGAUGAGCUGGCCCACUCAGUGCAAAAACUUCAAGACUUGACGUCCCGAGACUUAGAGAAGCAGGAACGGGAAAAGGCUGCCAACAGCUUGGAAGCUUUUAUCUUUGAGACCCAGGACAAACUGUACCAACCCGAGUACCAGGAAGUGUCCACAGAGGAGCAGCGUGAAGAGAUCUCUGGGAAACUCGGCGCUGCCUCCGCCUGGCUGGAGGACGAGGGCUUUGGGGCCACCACAGUGAUGCUGAAGGAGAAGCUGACUGAGCUGAGGAAGCUAUGCCACGGGUUGUUUUUUCGGGUAGAAGAGCGCAAGAAGUGGCCCGAACGGCUGGCUGCCCUUGAUAAUCUCCUCAACCAUUCCAGCAUGUUCCUCAAGGGCGCCCGGCUCAUCCCAGAGAUGGAGCAGAUCUUCACUGAGGUGGAGAUGACAACGCUGGAGAAAGUCAUCAACGAAACCUGGGCCUGGAAGAAUGCGACCAUGGCCGAGCAGGCCAAGCUUCCCGCCACAGAGAAACCCGUGUUGCUCUCAAAAGACAUCGAGGCCAAGAUGAUGGCCCUGGACCGUGAGGUGCAGUAUCUGCUCAACAAGGCCAAGUUUACCAAGCCCCGGCCCCGACCCAAGGACAAGAAUGCAACCCGGGCAGAGCCUCCCCUCAAUGCCAGUGCCAGUGACCAAGCAGAGAAGGUCAUCCUUCCACCAGGCCAGACUGAAGAUGCAAAGCCCAUUUCAGAACCUGAGAAAGAGACUGAGGCUAACCUCUUCCUCCCAAAAGCAGGAUCUGAACAGGCAGACACCGAACCUCUGGAGUUAGAAGGUCCUGGAGCAGCAGAACCGGAACAGAAGGAGCAGCCGACAGGACAGAAGCGGACUUUGAAGAAUGAUGAAUUAUAA